AUGUCCGAGCUGCCCCCCGACAGCGGUGUCCGGCAGACGGACGCGGCGAAUGGCCACCGCGACGCCCCGCGGGCGGAGGUAGGCGGCGGGAGGCGGGAGCCGGCCCCGGCGGGGCCUGCGGAGCCCGGGGAAGGUCCGGUGGCGGCGCCCGGGGAGGCCCGCGACGCACAGGUAGCCCGAGUGUUGGCGGAGCCAGCGGAGGAAGAGGGUGCGCAGGCCAGACCCCGAUCCCGGCCCGGGAACGGCCCGGGGCUGGCUGCGUUGCCGUACCUCCGCCUCCGUCACCCACUUAGCGUUUUAGGAAUCAAUUACCAGCAGUUCCUGCGCCACUACCUGGAACACUACCCGAUCGCUCCGGGCAGAAUUCAGGAGCUGGGAGAACGCCGCAGGAGGUUUGUGGAGGCCUGCAGAGCCCGGGAAGCAGCGUUUGAUGCCGAGUACCAGCGGAAUCCCCAGAGGAUGGAUUUUGACAUUUUGACAUUUACGGUAGCCCUCACUGCGUCCGAGGUCAUCAAUCCUCUGAUAGAGGAACUUGGUUGUGAUAAGUACAUAAGUAGAGAAUAG
Molecule: messenger RNA, 564 nt
Organism: Puma concolor (puma)
Lineage: Eukaryota; Metazoa; Chordata; Mammalia; Carnivora; Felidae
Product: EP300-interacting inhibitor of differentiation 2
Biological process (GO): negative regulation of DNA-templated transcription
Cellular component (GO): nucleoplasm
Molecular function (GO): transcription corepressor activity
Source: RefSeq, a predicted model, not a curated record